Messenger RNA from Dentiscutata erythropus, 415 nucleotides. Lineage: Eukaryota; Fungi; Glomeromycota; Glomeromycetes; Diversisporales; Gigasporaceae. The record is from the annotation of a GenBank genome assembly.
AGAUUGGGUUCCACAGCUUCAAGCCCACAUUCCUGUUGCUUCCUUUGGUAAAGUUCACUAUAAUACUGAUUGGGAUAUUUUUCCUGAAUGUGGCGCUUUAGAGAGAAAUACCGUGCAACAUUACGAAGAUUUUAUUGCAAAGAAUUGUAUUAUCGAAAAAUACCCUUUUUAUCUCUCCAUUGAAAAUUCACAAGAUCAAGAUUAUUCUACUGAAAAACUUUGGGAUGCUUUUAAGUUAGGAGUAGUGCCUAUUAUAUGGGUGCACCUAAUACUCGCUCCCAUUUUUAUUGAAGAUUUCCCCAAUGUCGAAGAUCUUGCGAAUCAUUUAAAAUACUUGGUUGAAAAUAAGACAGCUUAUUUAGAAUAUCAUCAAUGGCGAACCAUGACGAAAUGGUCAGAAGGAUUUGAGAGGAAG